CCGUCCAAGAGCCCUGACUACUCUUAAGUCCCAGCGAGGAGUCGGGCACCACCGACGAUGAUGAUGAUGAAGAGGUGGACCAGGAGGGGGGGGAGGAGUCCACAUCAGGACCAGAGGACUCACGUGCCAUUUCAUCUCGUCUGAGUAAUGGGGAAACGGAGUUGGCGAAGACCAUGGUUGUCCAUGACGACGGGGAGAGUGAAGCCUCAUCCACACCCUGUAAGGACAGCACACUGGUGGUGAGACAGAGUGCAGGGGAAAUGUGGAAGCGAGUGUUGCUGGGUUCUGACCACGCCCCCCCACUCAUCCACCUACCAGAUCUGCUCCAGCAGAGUGGCCCCUCCCCUAACUCCUCCCCUCAUCCCUCCCCAGCCACACCCACCCCCUCUCAUUGGCCGCCCUCUCUGGCCCUGCUGCAGUCUCAAGCAGCGACGACACAGAAGCACAAGUCGUCAUCUUCCUUCACUCCGUUUAUCGACCCGCGCUUGCUUCAGGUCUCCCCUUCAACUGGCAGUGCCCUCAACAACGCAGGUUACGGGAACGAUGCGCGUCUGGCGGAGGCGUUGAGAGCGGACGCGUCCCGUAAGGGUUCCGUGGUCAACGUCAACCCGGUCAACACGCGGCCGCAGAGCGACACGCCCGAGAUACGCAAGUACAAGAAGAGGUUCAACUCUGAGAUCCUGUGUGCUGCACUGUGGGGCGUGAACCUGCUGGUGGGCACAGAGUCUGGUCUGAUGCUGCUGGACCGCAGUGGGCAGGGAAAAGUGUACCCCCUCAUCAACCGGCGCCGCUUCCAGCAGAUGGACGUACUCGAAGGACUCAACGUCCUGGUCACCAUCUCAGGAAAGAAGAAUAAGCUGCGUGUGUAUUACCUGUCCUGGCUGCGUAACAAAAUCCUGCAUAACGACCCCGAGGUGGAGAAGAAGCAGGGCUGGACCACUGUGGGGGACUUGGAGGGGUGUGUGCACUACAAAGUUGUGAAGUAUGAGAGAAUUAAGUUCCUGGUGCUGGCACUUAAGAACUCAGUGGAGGUGUACGCCUGGGCCCCCAAACCCUACCACAAGUUCAUGGCCUUUAAGUCAUUUGGAGACCUGGUGCACAAGCCCCUGCUGGUUGACCUGACUGUGGAGGAGGGUCAGAGGUUAAAGGUCAUCUAUGGGUCUUGUUCGGGGUUCCACGCCGUGGAUGUGGACUCAGGGGCCGUUUAUGACAUCUACCUGCCCACCCAUAUCCAGAUGAGCAUCCAGUCUCACGCCAUCAUCAUCCUCUCCAACACGGGAUCUGUAUCAGAGCUGUUGGUGUGUUACUGCAGGGACUUAGGGCGCUUCUACGCCAACACUCCUACGUCAGACACAAGACGCAGGGUGCCACAGUGGGGAGAGAUGCCCACCUCAGUGGCGUACAUCCGCUCCAACCAGAUCAUGGGCUGGGGGGAGAAGGCCAUCGAGAUCCGCUCCGUGGAGACUGGACAUCUGGACGGGGUCUUCAUGCACAAGAGAGCCCAGAGACUCAAGUUCCUCUGUGAGAGGAACGACAAGGUGUUCUUUGCGUCGGUCCGUUCCGGCGGCUCCAGUCAGGUGUACUUCAUGACCCUCGGCCGCACCUCCCUUCUCAGCUGGUAGAAGCUCCACCCAUCCAGCCUCCAGCCACACCCACUUUUCAAGACCGCCAUGGAAACCAAGUCCAAACAUCCAACACCACUCCCACGGAUCUGGGGUCCCUGCUGUGAGCGCUGUGCCGGGCUGGCGCACGCUGAUGAUGUCACAGACGGGGACCGUGUACAGCUGACCUAUCGGGGGCGGAGCUUCAGUGUUAUGCUAGUCUGUGUUCGUGUCUCUCUGUUGGACCACGGGAGUGUGAGGGUUGCCACGGAAACGACAGAGGACAUGAGGGGAAUAUUUAAAGGCAUGUUUGUGAAAGAGCUGGCACCUGCUAAAAGACAAGUAGAAAGUGUGUGUGAGUGUGUGUCUGUGCGUGUAUGUGUGUCUGUGUGUGUGUGUGUGACAGAAAAGAUAUUGAGUGGGAUAGAUCCAGGUUUGUGUGAGUAUGUUUUUGGAACUAUGGAAGUGAUUCUGAUUCUUGUUCUAAUGAUUCUGAUUCUUGUUCUAAUGAUUCCGAUUCUUGUUCUAAUGAUUCCGAUUCACAGAGAAACUAUGUAUAACUAUGUGGCUUCAGUGUUUGACCUUUGACCUUUCUGUUCAACCCUUGACCCUGUCACCCAAUCACACGGGCGUAUUUAAGUAAGGGGCGGGGCAACUGACUGUAUGUAUUUCUCACCGAGCUCACGGGGAAAGCCCCGCCUCUUUUUACACAGUGGUCAUGUGAUCAAGUCUCUGAACUACAGGACGCCCAAUAAAGAAACAGAGAGGACUUCCUGUCCACAUCUCUACGCACACACACACACACACACACACUAGUGCU
Alosa alosa (allis shad) is the source of this 2421-nucleotide messenger RNA. RefSeq names its product mitogen-activated protein kinase kinase kinase kinase 4-like. Lineage: Eukaryota; Metazoa; Chordata; Actinopteri; Clupeiformes; Clupeidae. The record is from RefSeq and is a predicted model, not a curated record.